CUCCUCUGUCUCGGGCUGCUCUUCCAUGGGAAAAUGGCCGUCGCGCGCGGCGUGCAGCGUCAUUCGAGAUGAAGUCUCUGGUGGCGUGCGCGAGGCUCUUUGUUGUACGCGCUCUUCGCUGAACCUCACGUCGGCGCAACUCCCCGGCAUAAGCGCGGAUUGAGAUCCUCAUGUCAUCACUAAAGGAACAACAUGGGCCAUCGACUCUUUUCAUGGGCAGUUCACAUGUGCCUGCUCAGCACUGCUCUAUUCUCAGAAGACCAGGAGCUGAAGUUCCUGGAUGAGCCGAGCUCGGUGUUUGUGGACGCGGAGAGCGAUGGGCUGGCCUCGUUCCGCUGCUCGGCGUCGCCCAAGGCGGCCGAGACCAUGUGGCUGCACGGGGGUCAGCUGCUGCUCGAGGGCUCCCCCGGGGUGCUCAAGCUAUCCCGGCACCGGCUGCAGGUGCGGGUGGCCGCCAACGCCUCGUCGGGCCCCCACCAGCCCUCGCACUCGUACCAGUGCGCCGCCCAGGUCAGGGAGCUACUCAUGCUGAGCAACCCGGCCACCGCCAUCGUCGCAGCAUUGACUCCCUUUGCACCGCAAGAGGAUAUCCACGUCUCCGUCACUGCGGGUAACACUGCCGUGGUCCCCUGCAAGCUGCCUCAUAGCAUCCCACCCGCAGUGUCGGAAUUUAUCUUCACCAACUCAUCUGUAAAUAAGACAACCGGCCGCUAUCACAUCAUGCCCUCUGGAAACCUCCAAAUUCAUUCGAGCACGAUCUGGGACUCUGGUGUUUACGUGUGCACCGCCCACAACCCGCUCAUCAGGAAGAGGGUUACCGCAUCUCACAAGGUGUUCCUCACUGUUCAUGAACCGGCAGCGGAGGAGCCUCCCACGUUCACCUCGGUGCCGCCGCAGCUGGUGAAUGCGGUGACCGGGAGCAAUGUGACCGUGGAGUGUGCAGCCAACGGCAACCCUCCUCCCAACAUCACCUGGAGCAAGGAGGGUGGCCACCUCCCCAGGACUCGGCACAGGGUGGUGCUCGGUAAUCUGGAAAUUGUAAGUGUUCACUUUAGAGACAAUGGUCAGUACAUCUGCAGUGCAAGCAACAGGCUCAAUACCAUUUUUGCCUCCAAGACAAAGCUGGUUGUUCAAGAACUGCCCCACAUUGUCACACCCUUGCAAAACCAGUUUGUGUUGCACGGAGGAGAGUUGAGGCUCCAGUGUUCUGUGCAGGGAAACCCUCUGCCCGUUGUGCACUGGCUGCACAAUGGCAAAAGAGUUCAUCACACAUCUCACAUCACUGUCGAAGAUAACGCCAUUCACGUCAAACGUAUGACAAAGCAUCAGAGCGGCAUCUAUCAGUGUUUUGCCACCAACUUCCUUGGCACUGUGUCGUCUUCAGCUCGGAUCUCAGUUCUGGCACUCAACGAGUCUCGUAUUCUGGACAAGUCUGUUUACGUUGAUGAUGGAGAGGAGAAUGAACAACACAGUAUAAAUGGAGCUGCUGAAAACGCAGGCAAGAAAAAGGAUGGCCACAAAAGAAAAAAAAGCAAAGGAGUGAAGCUGGUCCUUCCCUCCCGGCCCGAGAUCUCUCGUCUGUCGGACGACUCUGUGAUGGUGCGCUGGAGCGUGCCCCACAACGACGGCCUGCCCAUCUCCUUCUUCAAGGUCCAGUUCCGGGACGUGUCCAACCCCCGCUCGCACUGGAGGACCGUCGAGGAGGACGUCCCGCCCCACAUCCACUCGCACGCCGUCCUGGGGCUCAAAGCAGGUGGCAAGUACAGAUUCCGCAUAGUGGCUGUUUACUCCAACAAUGACAACAAGAAUGGACCCAACUCCAUCAAGUUCAUGUUGCACAAGGACCCACCAAAGAGAAAACCCAUCCAGGGCCCCAUCAUCAAGCACGUGAAAGCCGAGAGCCCCUCCGCAAUCACUCUUUUCUGGGAGUACGCAGACGUGGACGCAGUUGAAGUAGAAGGUUUCUACAUCUACUACCGGCUGACCCAGAGUGCAGGGGACUACCUGAAAGUCACGGUGGCCGGUUUCAACACGAGGUCCCACACCGUGACCUACCUGUUGCCAGACACUUCGUACGACAUCAAAAUGCAGUGUUUCAAUGUGGCUGGGGCCAGCGAAUUCUCUAACAUCUGCACUCACAAAACCCUAGCGCUGCCCUCUACCGGGGAAAAGAAGGAGGCGCCUCCACCGGAACUGCCGGAGCCGACGGACAACAGCGACCGGGACGUGCCCUACAUCGUCCUGGGCGUGGUCCUGGCCGUCGUCCUGAUCGUCCUCGCAGUCUCCGUCGUGCUCUGCAUCCUGCGUCGCAGGGACAAAAGGAGGAGCGUGCAGAGUACUACAAGUGAUCACAAUAGCAAUCUACAGCAGAAUGGCCAUAUUGGGAAUGGAGAGUACUUCACUGCACAGAGUAGAAUUGACAUCACAAUCAAUCCACUGGAUUCUAUCGAGCUUUCCGAGCUGUCAAGAGAAAAAUAUGCAGCUGUCAUAGUAACGCAGCUGUCCAAUGGCCAUAGGAUCAGUCCAAGGGAUAUGAGUAAGGUGCCGACGGCGUCAUAGUGAGGGCAGAGGACGUUUAGGAGAAUCUCGUUUGUAUUUAUACACGAAAGAUCAAAGAAGAGCCGUGCAAUUCGUGCUGGACAUAUUUUAUACAAUCUAUUUUAUGAACAUUUUAAUUAAAUAUUUGUACCAUGUG
Molecule: messenger RNA, 2695 nt
Organism: Ixodes scapularis (black-legged tick)
Lineage: Eukaryota; Metazoa; Arthropoda; Arachnida; Ixodida; Ixodidae
Product: cell adhesion molecule-related/down-regulated by oncogenes
Exons: 17
Coding region: 193-2559 (788 amino acids)
Biological process (GO): nervous system development; cell-cell adhesion; axon guidance
Cellular component (GO): plasma membrane; axon
Molecular function (GO): protein binding
Source: RefSeq, a predicted model, not a curated record